AACAAAUUCAGCAAAUAUUAUUGCUCAAUUCAUACAACCCAAAAAAUGCCUAUUGCCUUAUUACAAAACGAUCACGAUCCAGGCCCAACAGAGAGAGCAUCAUCAAAAGACAACCAACUUCGGUUUCUCCUCAUCAUAUAUAUAAACCACCGCUAAUUGUGCUUGCCUCUGUUUCCGCGAGCUUCUCUCACAUUCAUCCUCAGUCGCUUUGGUUUCCGACUCUCUGGACUAUCUGCUCACUGUUUACUCACUUGCCCAAAACCGCGUUCUUCUUGGGAUAGAUAAAGAUUUCACAGAAAUGUUUGGUUUAUAUGAUCGGAAAGUCAGUUGUUCAAUUUCCCGAAUGUUGUGAUUUCGUGUCUGGAUUUUUAGGGGAAAAAAAGAACCUUUCUGCGAUUUCUGGUUUAGGGUUUCAACUUGCCGACGUACGGCAUCGUUUCUAAAAUCUAAAGAUUCCCAAUUUGGUGAGCGGCUGGAGUUGACGAAGUUAUUUUAGUUCGAAAUGGGUUUCGAUAUCGAAUGUAUAAUUGACAUUCAAAACUAUCCUGGUGAAUAUUUUUGUCCUGUGUGCCGCACACUUGUCUACCCAAAUGAAGCACUCCAGUCACAAUGCACUCAUGUUUUCUGCAAACCUUGUUUGUCGCAUGUUGCAAAUAGUACCCGUGCAUGCCCCUACGAUGGAUACUUAGUUACAGAAGCGGAUUCUAAGCCACUAAUUCAAUCUGAUAAAGCUUAUGCUGAAACGAUUGGGAAAGUGAAAGUACGAUGUCUCUAUCAUAGGAGUGGGUGCACAUGGGAGGGUUCUUUGGCUGAAUGCACUUCUCAUUGUCUUGGCUGUUCCUUUGGCAAUUCUCCAGUUAUAUGCAAUAGAUGUGGAGUUCAAAUUGUGCAUAGUCAGGUGCAUGAGCAUGCCCAGAGUUGCCCUGGUGCAUAUCAAGUGCAACAGGCUCCAGAUGGCGCCCAAGGUGUUCCCAGUUCUGGUGUUACUGCUGCAACCGGGGCUGUAAAUCUAAACCAAGCCAACAGCCAGGCCGGGGUUCCGACUUCUGAGGCCCAGAAAUCUCUUUCUGCUUCUCUUCUUCCUGGGCAGGACUUAAAUCAGAAACCUGAUGGAAACCCUCAAGCUUCUGGUACAGUUACAGCAGCGGUUUCGACAGCAGAGCAGUUGUAUCAACAGCAGUAUCAGCAAUAUUAUCAGCAGUAUCCUGGAUAUGGAUAUGAUGCAUAUCAGCAAGCUUAUCAACAGUAUUAUCCAUACCAACAAGUAGCUGUUCAGCAAUACCAGCAGCAACCACAACAGAUUCCUGGACAGCCCAAUGUUCCGUUUGGCCAAACGUCUACCCAGGUGCAGGGGCAGUCCUCUUCACAGACACAAGUCCAAUCUCAAGCUCAGACACAGCAUCCCACCCAACCUCACGUUCAAUCACAAUCUUCUGUUCAAUUCCCGGCUAUCCAACCUCAGACAAAAACUCAAACACAGAUCCAGCCUCAUGGAGCUGCUGCAAUAAAUUCUCAAAUGCAACCUCCAGUCCCUCUAAGUCUGAAUCAACCUCCAGUCAAUCGGCAACAGCAACCUCACUCAGUUAUGCAGUCUCAUGGUCAGCUAUCUGCGCACACACCCCAUGGGAUUCCACCUGCUUUGUCUCAGCAGCAUAACUCAAUUCCCAUGCAGCCUCAACCUCAACCCCAGGCCCAAACCCAGCCUCAGCCCCAGCUCCAGCCCCAGCCCCAGCCCCAGCCCCUUCCCCAUCCCCAGCCCCAGCCCCAUCUGCAAGGCCAGCCACAACCCCAAUCCUAUCUCCAGCCGCAGCUCCCAACCCCUUCUGCUCCCUUGCAUCCUCCACAGCAACAUGUUCCAGCUCAAUAUCCACAGCCACACCUCACCGUGAACAACUCCCAGCCUUCUCAUUUUCAUUUGCAACCACAGAUGCUGACUUCACAACCUCAUCUCCAGCAGCAGAUGCAGCCCCAACUUCAUCCGCAACCUAUUUUACGCCCUUCCCAGGCCAGUCAACCUACGGCACCUGGCUCUCAGUCCAAUCAACCGACUGCGCUUGGUGGCCAGCCCAAUCAACCUGGUGUUCAUGGCACUCAGCCCAAUCAACCUGGUGUUCAUGGCAUUCAGCCCAAUCAUCAUGCUGCUCUUGGUUUGCAGCCCCAACCUGUACAAGCCUCAGGACAUGCAGUCUCUGGAUAUCAGCCCUACCAACAACCUCAGCCUCCCCAGCAGCAUCCUUUGUCUUCCCAUCCAGCAGCCGGGUCGUUUCCUUCUAAUCAGAUGCAGGCGCAGGCUCUCGCUCAACCUCCUUUAAUGCGUCCUUCAUCACAAGGUGCAGUUCCCAAUCAAACGCUAGGGCUGUUUCCGCAAGGUCAAGUCACCAGCAUGCCCCCUGCACAGCAGCAGCAAUUUCACCACCAAAAUCAACCGCUUAGCUAUCAACAGCGUGCUGUAGUUCACUCUAAUCAACAUUCUAUCCCGCAAUAUGUACAACCCCUUUCUAGCUCUGUUCAAAGCAGUCUUCAAACUCAAUCCACACCGCAGCAGUCCCAGCUUCACUCUCAGGGUCCACUGCAUAUGGUGCCUCAGAAUUCUAAUGUUCAGUUACAGCCGAAUGUUUCGGUGGCCCCUGGUGUACAGCUUCAGCAAACCCAGAGUUAUGUGGGAAGACCAUUGAUGCCAAAUCAAGGGUUUCCAGUUCAGCCGCAGCCUGCUGUGCAGUCUUCCGGAGGUUUUGUUACUGGUGCUCAAAUGAGACCUGCACAGAUUGGGCCUUAUGAGCAUUCGACUAAUCACUCCUAUUCAUCUAAUAGCCAAAACCAAAUGCAGACAGCCCCUGGGCAGCAAGUUCCUCAAUCUGUGACGACCCAUGCUUUGUCUCAGGGUGGUAAUGUUUCUGAAAGAGGUGUUAUGUCUGGCACUGGAUCUUCUCAGAUUGCCUCUGAAAGUGUUGCAGAAGGCGUUAUAGUCGAUUCUCUUGAGUUGAGGCCUCUAACUCCUGAAGUUGGCUUGGUUUCUGAGCAAGAAACUAUCAGACAAAGUACUGAUAAGUUUAUAAAUAGUCAACCACUUACUAGGCAAACUAACGAGUUACAUGGAAGAAAAGAUCCUUCUUUUCAGCCUACAGGCCAGCUAUCACUGAAGGAAGAACAUAAGGGGUACUCUUUCGAGAAUUCUCCCGAUGUAGGAAAACAGAGACAAAUUAGCAAUGAUGCUCGAUUGGAGGAUUUGCAAUCCAACAAGAGUCAGAAAAUUUUUCCGAAACCUGGGAAUGAAAUCUUGCAGUCUGCCACUGGGCUUGUUAAUCAGCAAAAGUCUGCUGGUCUUCCAACACCACCUCCUGGACCAUCACCUCAUUCACAAGUUCCUGGAUCUGAAGCUACAGCGAGGCCUCAGGGAUCUCGGGUGUCGUCUCUGCCAAGUCAACCUAUAAACUCACGUGAGCAAUCACAGCAGGUGCCACUGCAGAAGCAGACUCAUGAUGCUGUCCUCAGUGGGAUUUCUGUCUCCACAACCUCAUUUGCUGGGGGGCCUGCCCCUUUUGGUGCCUCGCUGGGGACAUCCGCUUUAUCUGCCGGAUCAGGUGAUCCUCAAGGUGGGAUGAAGGGAAGACCCCCUCGAAAUCUCGAUGGAGAUUAUGGGAAGCUUUCUGGAGAGAGAGCUUUUUUUGGCCACCCAUCUACCAUGGAACCAAAUGCUUUGAGAAUGAAUGGGGGAUCGGGAUUUGACAGAUCUGGUUAUCAAGAUGAGAGGUUCAGGGCUUUACCCGUGGAACAAUCGAAGUCUUUCACAAAAGAUCCUAUUUGGCCUCUGGAUCAAGGAUCAAAGUCAUUUGAUAGGGGGCUGCCACAUGGUUUAAACUACGAUGCCAGGCCCGUAAAGGAUUCUGCUGGCGGUGGUCCCAAUUCCAGAUUCCAGUCUGCAUUUCAUCCUUCUGGUCCUGGGAUCUCUAAGCAUGAUGUGGAACAUUUACCACCUAGAAAUCCUGAUAAGGAUUACUUUGGAAGGAAAGCACCCUCAUUUGGUGAAGGUUCGAGGCUCAACCUUCCUGGCGAUCCACAAGUUAAUCCAUUUCAUGAAAACGGAUUUAUAUCUAUGCCUGGUUUUCCCCGGAGAGGGGAGCAUUAUGGUCCAGAUGGUUUGGGAUUUGUUGAGAAUCGGGUUCCUGAUCUUCAUGACCAUAUCAGGAGAGGUGAUCGCUUUAGGCAAGAAAUUCCUCCCAGCCAUUUCAGAAGGGGUGAUCAUGCACCAAUGGGAGAAGGAGCAGGGCCUGGAAAUCACCCUCCAAAUCACCAUUACGGUGAACCUUACACAGGUAACAAACCAGGUUUGCCUCGUCUUGGGGAGCCUGGUUUUAGAAGCAGUUUUUCAUCUCAGGGAUUCCCUAAUGAUGGGCCUUACCCAGUAAGUGUUUUCAUAUUGUUUUCAUCCUUGCAUGGAUAAUUGAAUCUGAUGUUUGCUCGUCUGGGUCUAAGCAAUUUGCAAGUUUUUUUGAGUAAAUCACUUGGAUUUCAGGGUGGCAUGGCCCACUUUGAUAACUCAAGGAAGAGGAAGCAUAUAAGCAUGGGAUGGUGUCGCAUAUGCCAGGUCGAUUGUGAAACAGUGGAAGGAUUGGACUUGCAUUCGCAAACAAGAGAACAUCAGAAGAUGUCCAUGGACAUGGUUAUGAGUAUUAAGCAACAGAAUCAGAAAAAGGCGAAGUAAGUGAACAUACAAAAUUCCCAGUGGUUCUUAGUUUGGGAAUCAGGAAUUAGUUUGCUUGCUCUCUUUCCUUACAGGUUUUCAAGUGAUCGUGCUGGUCGUGAUUUUUGGAGCAAGAAAAGAAACAGUGGUUUAGAGGGUCGUGGGAAGAAGCUUUGAGUCACAGUCACCUAUUUGUUUGCAGGAUGGAGGAAAAUGAUUGUGCAGGAUGGUGAACCAGUCUUCCUUUAUGUAGUUGCGCUUCGCAACAAAAUUAGUGUCUAGCAAUCUAGGUGAUACAUCUUUCUAUGUCAUUAUUUAUCUGGUUUGGACUGUUUCUUUUUUUCAGUUCAUUUAAGGCUGCUGCUGUUUACGUGGUAUUUUAGCUUUGAAUUUUAAUUUUCUUUGGUAGUUAAAGUGGUUGCUUAUUUUUACCUGAUAGUGACUAUUGGGCUGUAGUAAACUUUGGGGCUCAUGGAAUGGUUUAAUGUAAGCCAAUUAAAAAUGGUUGCUGGUUUGACCUCAGUGUCUCUUAGAACGUAAAAUAAUUUAACUUAAAAAUGAAAAAAGAAGAUAUCAAUUGGACAGUGUCUUCGAGGCUAGUCACACUUCUCUAGGAGUAGCUAUAUGAUUCCCACAGGAAAGAGUAUUGAUGCAUGUUUUGCCUGAAGCACUUAUAUUGUGUAUGUUUUGUAUGUAGAAUGAAUGCUAUCCUUUUAUUAUUAUCAUUUAGAAGUAAGAAAAAGAAAUUUUUUCUUACUGCCUUUGGAAGAUCUUAUUAUACAGUUUUAUGGAGGGAAAGCAGCAAGAUUCCUCGCUACUUCUGUCUUUUCCCAGAUAACAAGGAAUAACGUCAUGGAAACUUUUGGAUUCAGUAAAAACAUUUCCAGCCUGUUCAUUGUUUUUGUCCAAUUGGAUAGUACCUUUUUAGGUUUUUUCUGUAGCAAAAUGAUUGUGUGGAGUAUUUAAAAGUUACUGUUGGUUGCUUCAUCAUAUUGAAACUGUGAAAUCAUUACAGAAAGAAAGAGAUGUAACUUUUUGAUCGAUCAACAAUUUGAUAAAAUCUUUGAUGAAAAGAUCUUGCUGGUUAUCUUUGGCUGAGUGCCGUGCCACAAUUUAUGGGUUGCAUCAGUUUCUAGAUUUAAAAAAAAAACUUGACAUUUUCGACUCUGUUUCACCAGGGAAUCUGGUCUCCGAGAUUACUUCGCCACAAAUUUGAAAUCCUCUUCCAUUUCUUGUCUUUUUCCUUGUGCUCCUCUCUUGUCUGUUUCAGCCUAUAAUUUUCAAUGCAAAUAAGCAUUAAUUUGUGUGGAAAGUAAUCUGUUUUGCGUAUGGGAUAUUAACCUAAAAGUUGCUUUGUUUUCUCAUACUUAUUCUUUUGCUUAUUUCUCUAGUUGCCCAUUUCAGAAUUUAUUCUGCAGAAGGUCUAGUUUGAUAUGUCAAUCAGAUUGUCAGGGACAAAAUACCUCCUUGUACCCUUAAUUCCCCCCCUGCCCGACCAACACAUUUUUCAUUCUUUUCAAUUUUGUGCGUCGCUAAAGUUUAUUUGGAAUGUUGUCAGAUUGAAUUACCUUUUAAUUUUUUUCCCUUUCCAUGUUUAUUUCGGCAAGAAUGAAUGAGAAAUCUGGUUUCCCUAUGUCCUCUACUUUUCAUUGUUUCUGAAAUUAACAUGGCUGUAGAAAUUUUAUGAUUUCAAAUAGAAACUGUGGCUUUCCUGGUUAACAGUUGGUAUUGUUGGCAGUAUUGAAAAUCCGGAAAAAUCUGUGUAAUGCGGAGGAAAAAAAGGGGGUACGAGGUUUGUCUUGUUAUGGAUCAAGAUGGUAAUGGCUCUAUUAGGUUUCUUGUAAUAGAAGCAGUACCUCUUGGGUUGGUUGAACACCGAUGAGUUUUUGUAAUAUUAAUUUGACUCUGCUGAGGAGACCCAGACUCCUAGGACAGGCUUCAUAAAUGUAAUACAUCUUUCAUUGGUCACUGUGGCAAGCGACGGAUUAGCUUUGCUAUUUUCAAAAUAUCAUAGAUAUGACUACCCUGAUCUUAAUUAAGAGCUUACUCCUUCCAGUCAGCUUUGGUCCUUUGUAUGCAGCUCUCUUUAGUUACAUAUAAGAACACUUCUUAAAGUAUUUCAGGUCUAUGAUUUAAUAGGACACCUUCCAGUGUGCAAGUACAGACAAACUUAGUCCCUAAGCUUUUCUGAUGUCAUGAAUUUUUCAGGGCCGCUUAAAAAGUUAUUUAAUAGAGCUUGUCUUGCUGAUCGUCACAUAUUUAUGUCACUAAUAUUGGUAUGGACAUGCAUGUUUCUCAGCAGAAAAUAUUUAUACAGGAAUGUGUUAAAUUAGUGUUCCUUGGCUUAUGUUUUCUAUACUUAAAAAACCAUUUCAAAAGAUCACUUAGAAAGCAACUACGAAUGCUGGAGUGAUUUUGACCAAAUCCUCACUUAAGAUGAGUGAAAUGUAUCAGCUCAAAAAGUGUUUCAUCUCUAGUCAUUGCUUAUAAUGUUUUCCGGCAAGAAUACUUGGCAAUGUGACAAAGUUGCACAAGUUCUGCCGCAUGGAAGUAUAAGGGUUACUAAUUGUAAUUGAUGAGUAAUAUGGAAAAAAAUGUAUAAAUCUCUCCAGUAACUAUUAUUCUCUUUAUUGGACAAGGUUGUCUGAUUAUUUUAGGAUGUGCCAUCUGUUGCCCUUACCUAUGGCCAUGACGAUUGGUCUUUGGUGAGCCUUUUCACUAGAAGACACUAUUUUUGUGUUAAUAGCGUUCGAGGUCCCAAUUUUACACUUUGUUUUGCAUCUCGCACUCUAAAUUAGCAAGCAUCAAAAAGAUGCAUCUAAAAAUUUCACACAUAGACUUCUGGUAAUUGGGAGUUGGGGCAGAUGAAGAAUUGUAUCUAUGUUUUGAUCAUUAAUUAUCAUCCAAAUUGAUGGGAUAAUUACAUGUACCUUUUCGACCAGCUGUAUUUUAUGGAUAUGAAGCUUGGCACACUGUAAAGAUUAACAGAAAUUGGAGCACCAGAAAUAAGAUUUUAAGAGAGAGAGAGAGAGAGAGAGAGAAUUUAGAAGAAUGCAUUAGAAAGUGAGGUGAGAUAGGCUCAAUUGAUGCACGAAUGAGCAAAUGUAAAACUUGGUUACAUUGGUUCUUGGCAAAUCAGCGAACGUAUAGAAGGCAUUCAUAGGACCGAGUAUGAUAUUAAUUAGAUCAAAUGUAACUGAACAUAUUUAUAGGAUUUGGAUUCAUUAGAUAACUCUUUGAAUGUAAUUCAACAUGUCCAAAUUUUUUUCCUGAGGCCUUGAAGUUACUACAUAAUAUUUAAAUUAAUGGUUUGGCUGUUUAAAAAUCUACUUGAAAUGAUGAAAACAAAGAGGCAUACUGCUGUUAUCCUUGAGUACGUCAAUAAAAAAGAGAUGUGAAGUAGUAAUGACUAUUAGUGCAGAUACUUAUAUAUCUACGUCUGUUUGCUAUACAUUAGUUGAUCCCAAAUUGAACUUUCUUGACAACUCCAAGCUUACUGAGUUAAAUUCACUGUUAUUUCUUGGUUUUCUCGACUGUAUUCUCUCUUGUUUUUAUUCCCGACAGUUUUUUGGUUUUGUGGUUUUGACAGCUGAUAGGUUGCUAUUGGACCUUAAAGUGGGUGCUAUUUGGUAACAUAUGAAACCUUAUAAGUCCAAUUGGCUUGGCUUUAAAUAUUUACGGGCCCAUGUUACUCUGGAUGUACUAGGAAUAUCUGAGUAAUGUGACAUCACCUAUAAUGACUUCUUACUCAUUUACUGUCAGCAUAUUUAAUAUUAAUGGUUCCACUUGGCAGGAGAUACUGGGAAUAAAUGUGGCAUCAGCAAUAAUGGCAAUUUACUGCUAUUUAUUACUCAUUUAAUGGCAGCAUCAAUAACUAUCUAAUUACAAAGUUAGUAGUGUAAAUUUUAAUUGUUGGCAUGGCCCUUACCCCCUCUGUUUUGCUUUGAGUUUCCGUAGAUUUGGUUAUCAUGUGUGAAUCUACAUAUUGUGUUCCCAAUUGCUGCUGGGAUUACUGCGUUUUGAAUAAAUUUGACGGUGGAAGUUAUGGUUACUAAGGUUGUCCAUUCUGAACUAGCAAAAUUGAAGUCUGUUAUCACAUUGUUACCAAACAAGAUGAUGGGACACCUGAUGUAUUGAAAGAGGUUUCUAAUGGUCCUGUCAUUUAUUUCUAGUGUUUUCCGUCUCUAUUAUGCUAGGACUGAGAUAAUUCUGCAGGCAGUUUUCAAAAUUUUCUUACAUGUAGAAGCCAAAAUAUAAGUGGAUUCUGGGAGUGUGGUCAGUACAAAUAAAGAUCGAGUAGAGGAGCUAUCAGGAAAGAUCAAUGAUUAGAAUCACAGUAGCAAGUAGAUAAUAGAACUUCUGAACUCUGACCUACCAAUGAUGCUGAUGUGCCGAGUGAUAUAGAUGUUUAUGACGAAAGACUUUCUAGGUUCUACAAUCUAGUAACUAUAGGACUUGAUUCUAGGCUGAUGUCUAAUUCAUGUAGAAUGUUUCUAAGAUUUGACUUCAAGAUACAAGACACAAGACCAUAUCUUAAUUAAAAGAUGAGGAUACUCACCACAAGAACAUAUAUAAAUUCGCAUGAAUAAAAUAUUAUUUCUGAUAAUGCUUGAACAGGCUCUUCCUAACCAACGUUCCAGACACAGAUAGUGAUCUUCAAAUGAUGCCUAAUCUAAUCUAAGGGAAAAAAAACCUUGAUUUUUAGCCUUUAUAUGGUCCUUUUGGGAUUGAUUCCAUGACUAUGGCACAAUGUUGGUAACUGAGUUUAGUGAAUAUAAAAUCCAGACAAAUACUUUUCUAGACGAGUUAUUGGCUACCUUGCCCUUCUUUUUCGUGUGCUGAAGUUGGUCUUAUUUUGUAAUGUUAAAUUUCUCUUGAUGUCUUUGCAAUUCUUUUUUUUUUUUUUUUUAAUCAUAAAGAAGAGCCUUCAGCUUUUGUAGUUCUUCCUUGAUACCGAUUGACUUUUGCAAUUUAGUUAUGGAAGAAACUCUUACAUUUUAUACAUUUUCUUUUUUCUCAAAAAGUGGGGCCUAAAGCGAAGAUAUGGGUGAUCUUUCUUAAAUGGAUCCUGGACAUCAAUUACUGCUUCCUCAUUCCAAUUUCCAGGUUUGUAGCAUUCCUCAUGCUGUGGAAAUUUUGUUGGAUUUCCUAAUGCUUCUUUUCACUUUGACGCUUUGUGGCUCAUGUUUCAAUCUAACAAAUUGUUUUCUGCUUGUUAUCCUAAUAAGAGGUAUUAGUCAUUUAGUACUUCCCCUUAGAAUUUCCUUAUGGAAUUUGGGAGAAUAAAAUAUUUCUUAGGUUUGGUAUGGUUAUUAUUCUUGAUUUGUGGGGAAAGUGUAGGGUCUUUGAAUGCAAUUGAUGGGCUUGUUAGGUGGAAGUUUUUGAGUAAAGUGGACUCUCCUUUCUAUGUACAUGAAAUAUGGAGAUUCUGGUGGAAGUUGUAAACUUGUGUUUUCAGAAUGAGCCUUUGGGCAUCUUUGGCUAUGUUUGGUAUUCCUCUGUAAUUUCCAUCCUAGGGAGGUAUCAUUGGGUUUGGUUCCUCGGUUUUGGAUGUGGUCUCCUUUCAUUAGGUGAUCAGAAAAGGGAUCAAUUCAUGACCUUUUUGUUUGGUUGUACUGGAACAUGAUUCUGAGUCAGACCUUUGGUUCAUGAAGCUGUGGUGGCAUUGUGCAUCUACCACAUAACGAAGACUAACUUUUGAUUAAACUAAAUCUAUUGGGGGAAUAGGCUGUUUCUUUGGGGGUUUUUUUUUUCCAUCCCCUAUUCAAGUCUUGUAAAGUAAAACUAAUUCAGAAUUUUAGUGUCAGUUGUAUGUUGUACAGCAUGAAUGAAGAUGUGACCGUCCAUGAUCAAAUAUAUUUUACAUUUGGCUCAAUACCGUUUUUAUGUGGAGCCUUUUUAAUCCUUGGAUGAGGAAGAUAUUAAUUGUAACAAACUGGAAUAUGUUUUAGAAUGCUGGUACGCUUUUGUUUUUCUUGUGUAGUUGACCCACAAGUUUUUGCUCUAUUAGAUACUAUUGGUUAAUAUGCUAAUUAUUGGUUAUAUAGUUUGGCAGUUAGUAUUGGUGGUUUUUGGUUGUUACUCCUAGUAUGCAGUAUUGGCAGUUGAAUUAGUCUAAAUGAUUUCCCAUGCUACUGUGGAAACAUUUAGAGUUGUGAUUGCCCAUCAGGAAAGUGACUUUUAUGCGCAUCAAAUAUGUAAGAUGUUUUCCUGUUUGGAAAUUUUCUAGAGAACUGUCGUCAUAGCUACUACUUUUUGUUCCUCAGUUGUUCAGCCGUAAUUGUAUUUCAUAUGUCAUGCCAUCCUAUAGAUUGAACAUACGUGAGGAGGGUCGAAUCAAAGAUUCAACUUUGUAUCUAUUUUCAUGAGAUGUGCUAUUGGGGAACGCAAGUGGGAAGGGUCGCCUUUGUGCGAGGACAUGAAGAAUCAGAUCUGCCUAUAGGAAAAUCUAGUGAAAAUUAAAGAAAAAUUUGACUACUAAUUGAUCAAACUGUUCCAAAGAGAGACUUUUCUUUUUCUACGUAUAUUUUUUAGCAUUGUUUGGUCGAUCAUCUUUGCUAUGGAGUUGCUUUGUUUCAUUGAGGAUCUGCAUCGAAGUGUGACGAGGAAUAAUGAUUUUGGUCUUUGAGCUGUAAUAAGCUAUUGGAGGAAACCAUGAGCUUAUUUUGAAACUUUCAAAGCUCAACUGAGGUUAAUUCCUUUUGUGAUAGUGGUAGUAAGUUUCCUCACUGACAUUGACCUAUAAAACUACUUUUUAGUUUGAAUGCCUCUUUUACAAGUCUGAAUUGUGGAUGAUCAUAAUGUCAUAGGAGAAAAGAAUACAAAACGACACUCAACAAAAACAAGAGAAAAGAAUUGAGAAGAAGGUAUUUUGAAAACUGCUGUAAAAAUAGAACUGGAAGAUUGAAACGAGACCGUCACUAAUUAGUAAUCCAUAAUAAGUUUUUUGGGCAUGGUUUUCUUUUGCUUCGGUCCUGAAUGGUAAAUCCACAAUUUACAUUGCAUGUGAUUGUGAUAGUGGUGACUAGUAAUAAGGGUUACUAAAGGUGGAAAAAAAUUUCUUUUGGGAGAAAUACUGGACGAAAGGAGUAGUGAUAUCAUCUCAACUCUCAUCCCUCAGCUAAUGUGCUAAGCUGAUUCGUUCCAGAACUACUUCACUAAUGUGCCUUGAGGGGCACUCUCUUUUCUUGCCUGGUGCAUCUUCUUUUUUGUAGGAUACAUCCUUAGCAAGCACUGAGGGAUCCUGUCUGAGCAGGUGUGAAGAGUUAUCAAAGGCCGAAAAGCCAAGCGGUUUGCUGAAAUCCGGACAGCAACGGUUUCCAUAGCUUUGUACAUACGAUUCACUGAAGGACAUCUGAAUGUAUUUUUUGGCAGAUUAUAUUUGUUGUUGUUUUUUUUUUUGGUUAUUAUAUACUACAACAAAUUCUCCUUCAGUUUUGUAGAAGAAAAUCUGUAUAAUUUGAAGAGAUUUUCAUAUUUAUAGCAGAAAUGGUUUGACAAGCUCAA
Messenger RNA from Oldenlandia corymbosa var. corymbosa, 12187 nucleotides. NCBI's taxonomy places the organism in Eukaryota, Viridiplantae, Streptophyta, Magnoliopsida, Gentianales, Rubiaceae. The record is from the annotation of a GenBank genome assembly.